AUGGGCCUAUCCCUCGGUCAACGAGCGCUGCCAUGUGGCAUUAGCCUCGACGCUGUCAAAAGCUAUCUCAUAGUUGACGAAGGUCAGGACGAGAGGUUGGUGAUACUUUUGGCAAUCUUCGAUGAUGUUCGCGUCUGGAUCCACGCACCUGAAUCCUCUCACCUUAUUCUACAGAAUGGGCUUCAUCCAGUGUCCUAUGCGAGUGAGGAUAACGUGAAUAGCUUGUAA
This is a messenger RNA of Strongylus vulgaris, 228 nucleotides long. Lineage: Eukaryota; Metazoa; Nematoda; Chromadorea; Rhabditida; Strongylidae. The record is from the annotation of a GenBank genome assembly.